Ostrea edulis (European flat oyster) is the source of this 1688-nucleotide messenger RNA. RefSeq names its product baculoviral IAP repeat-containing protein 2-like. The coding region runs from base 41 to 1513 and encodes 490 amino acids. The record is from RefSeq and is a predicted model, not a curated record. NCBI's taxonomy places the organism in Eukaryota, Metazoa, Mollusca, Bivalvia, Ostreida, Ostreidae. The transcript is spliced from 4 exons.
AUAGACGUUAAAAUGAUAACGAACAUUGUACAUACGAGGUAUGGAACUGGAAGACAAGAAACUGCGCAGACUUGCAACAUUUUCAAAUUAUGCAAACAACCACAAUGUGUUUAUUUGUGAUUUAGUGAGAUUAGGAUACAUUUAUUUAGGGUACGAUGAUGCAUUGAAAUGUACAGGAUGCAGCAACAUUUACUGUACCUGGACAGACAUCGAGGACUUGACCAAACAACACACAUCUACGGCACAGAAUUGUGUAUUUACAGUGGGUGGCAGGAAAACUGAAAAUGACAGUGUAGAGAAUGUCUCAAAACCUAAUCAAUGGCAAAAGGACCAAUCUAAUCCUGGCGAUUCCAGUAAAGAAUAUGCAACUACCGCAUUCAUUAAGAAUGUUAAGUAUCCUUCGUACAGAAUUACUGAGGCGAGAACUACAAGUUUCCAGGGAGCGCCCAGGAUUCUCGCCGAAUCUGCUGUAAGCGCUGCACAUGCGGGAUUUUUCUUCUCAGGUUAUAAUGACCAUGUAAGAUGUUUUUGCUGUGGGGGGACGCUGGGUGGGUGGCAGGAGGGAGAAGAUGCGUGGGAGGAGCACGAGAAAUGGUUCCCGGACUGCGAGUUCCUCCGGAACAAACCCCACAGGAAGAUGGAUAACAAAGAAGAAACUGACCCGACCUUUAAAACGACUGCGGCAUCUGAAAACCCUCCAUAUGAAAAGGGUAAAAAAUUGAUUAUCCCUGAACAGAAAAAUCAUACCUUACCAACAACUGAAGAAUUGAUGUCUUCUGCUAGCGCCUUGCCAACAACUGAAGAAUUGAUGUCUUCUGCUGGCGCCUUGGCUGUGUUGGAGAUGGGAUAUUCGGUAGAGAUAGUUAAGUCUGCGAUAGAAAUUUGGAAGAUAUCGUCUCACAAGCUAGAGCCCUCGUCAUUGGAUAUUGUUAACGUCAUACUGAAUAACGAAGAACUUGACUCGUUCACAGAGAUAUCAUCGAACGCAGUGGCCGCUCACCAAGAUGAUGGCACUGGUGACAUCCUUACAAACACGAUGGAGUCGAAAAAACGAGAACAAGGAAGACUCUCGCACAGAAAUGAAAUUGAUUCAGGUCGUUCUUUAUCCCAAAGAAGUGUUCCUAAAAGUGAAAGAGUCACAGAGAAAAACCAGAGUCUGGCAGUAUUAAGAGACAGUGAAGACAGAAAGACGGCACAAAAUUUACAACAGAUACAGCACCACACAUCUGUCUCUCUUACCGAGCCGUCUCCAACAGACGACCAGGAAACUUCAAAUCCGGUAUCUACAUUACAGACAGAAAAGCGUGAUACGUCAGAAUAUUGCUCAAUUCAGCGAGAGGCUCAGAAACUUCAAGAUUUGACUCUGUGUAAAAUAUGUAUGGUAGCGGGAGUCAACAUCGUCUUCAUGCCGUGCGGCCAUAUUGUCUCGUGUUCCAGCUGCUCCAAAGGCAUUAAAAAGUGUCCUCUAUGUAGACAGAAAAUAAAGGGCACAAUAAAAGCGUACCUGUCGUGAUUUCGUGGACAGACUAUACAUUGUAGCAUAUAUAAUUAUGUUAUAUGUAUAAUAUUGAAUAUGCAUUGCAAAGGGAAUUUCAAGGUAAUCAAAUAUGUACAUGGAAACAACGUUCUUUUAGUGACAGCUGUUAAAAUAAAAAUACAGUACAUUAAAAGUUGGUGUCUGACUGUCA